UUAAUGUUGCUAAGAUAAUUCUAAAAUGAAAAUAAAAUUUAUUUGUCGUUAGCUUUUCCACGUUUUAAAUUUAUUUAAACACACCUGUCCCACUUCAAAGAGACGCGCCCAGGUGCGAACCUAGGGUGACAUACCUUGCGAGCGCCACCACCGACGACAAGCCAACUGGGUUAAGGUUUCAACCGCCAUCAUGGCGAAUCGGGUCAUCCUGCUACUAGUGUUGAUUUUAUCAACGUUUGUCUCGAUCGGUUUGGCUAUCCAGUGCUUCCAGUGCGACAGUAAUGAAGACACGUCGUGUCCUAGCAACACGUGGUUUGACACCAGCGUCAACGCCGUCGUUGACUGCAACAGCUUCGAGGCGAACGUGCCUGGACAGUUUUGUAUGAAGAUCUAUCAAGAGAGUCCCGGAUGGGGAGGUUGGAAGAAGAUCACGCGACGAUGUGGAUCUAGAACAGAUUUUGGAGUUGCCUGGGGCUGUCGAUGGAGCUGGGACUACACGGGGGUGUUCAAGGAGACGUGUUACUGCGAGGACAGAGACGGCUGUAACGGCUCCUCGCGGGUCACGAUCAGCUCCCUUCUCGCCGUCGUCUGCUUCAUCGCGGUCCACCUAAAAUCCACCAUUUUGUAAGGGGGGAUACCCACAACAAACACUUGAAAUUAAAAUAUGUGAUGUGUGGUUUCAUGUCGAUAGUCAACUGCAAUAACUGCAAAAUGAUACUGUUGAAAAGAAGACAGAUAACCUAGCUAUGCAAUCUUUGGUCGCAUAUUCAAAGAAUACCAAAGUUCGUGUUGUUGUUUUGGCGUUCACCUAUAAGGCCCAUUGGGGAGGAUUUGGAUUGAAGUAGGGUCAUAAAUUUAAUUAAUUAUUAAUGUUGAAUACAAGAGAGAAAGUUACUUAUGGGGUGGGUGGGUGUACUUGUGUCCUGCAAAGAUUUCUAAGUGUGUGUGUGUGGGGGGGGGGGGGGGGGGGGGUGCACGCAACAUCGUCAAAAGUUAUACUUUGUAAAAAAAAUCACUGUAUAUACUAAAUCAUUAGGCUAGUCGUAAUUGUUUGCAAUACCCUUUGAAGUUGUUUAUAUUGUUUAUUAAAACAACAAAAUCAACGCAAAUUACAAAAAACAACAACUAAAACAAUAAAUUCCUUCAUGUGUGUGAGUGAGUGUACGUGCAAACGUGUGUGUAUGAACUUGGUUUACGUCCAGAAGCUUCCUUUUAUAUAUUUCAUGUACAGUACGCGCUUCAGUUUGUUGCCAAGCAACACAGAUGCUGUUAUGUAAUUGCAGACAGCUUAUCCUGGAUGUCUAGUUUUAGAUGGAAACAAAAAAUUUAACUGUUCGUCUCUUUGGCUUUUUAAUAUCCACUUCGGAAAUUGUAGUUAAUGGCUAACUCAUUAAUAACUUUCGAUCUCCAAUUUGUGUAUCACUAGUUAAGAAAUAGAAAUUUAGUUUUAACGUAUUUCCUUUUUGUAUAUAUGUAAAAAAAAUACUACACUGUUUUAUGGGAUGGUUUAAAAGUAUUUAAUUUACAAGUACUGGGUAUCCUGUGUUUAGUGAAUCAGUAAUUGCAAUAUUACUCUUAAACUACCAAUUGCCACAAACAGUGUUGUAUUUUUCUUUGUGUUUGAUAUAAAAUGUGUUAUUCUCGAAAUAACGCCGCCACAAUAUUACAACAUAUCAUUUGUAAUAUAGUAUGAAUAUUAAUUUUAAUUAGUUACGUAGCUUAGUGUUGUUUUAUGCAUUUUGUAACAUGUUUUUAGAAAAUAUAAUAUAUUUUGAUAUAGUCACUCUGACAAAUUUUAAUGGAGAAAAAGUUGAAAGAAAUAGUAGGCUACGGUAAUUGUGAAUAAGAAAUAAUGGGGCAAUGUUUUUUAAUUAAUUAAUAAAUUUUUAAAUCUAAGUAUUUUUGCAUAACACCCCUUUUAUUUGAUUUGUAAAUUAAAAAUGAAUGCUUAUAAAACAAAUAAUAAUGCAGAUUUUUAAUUUUAUAUAUAUAU
Molecule: messenger RNA, 1993 nt
Organism: Gigantopelta aegis
Lineage: Eukaryota; Metazoa; Mollusca; Gastropoda; Neomphalida; Peltospiridae
Exons: 4
Coding region: 191-628 (145 amino acids)
Biological process (GO): regulation of synaptic transmission, cholinergic; sleep; positive regulation of voltage-gated potassium channel activity
Source: RefSeq, a predicted model, not a curated record